GCCAGAUGUUUCCUGUUGGACAUUCGUUUGGCGGGGUUGAAGAAACAGCGUGUUUACAGACAAUUUAUUAGCCAAUCAACGCGUCAGGAAGAGUCUCGGAGCCACAAGCUCCAAAAUGCCGACGCCUCAAAUCUAAAGAUAGCAUGGGAUGACGCUGGAGAAAAGUGUACCGUCCUGUAUCCUAAACCUCAGCUAAUGCAUGCAGUGCAGCGGUGGACCAAGUCAAUGCCCCAGACAUUUGCCUUUGAUUUGACAAGCUGCAUCCCGUCCUGCAUCCUGUUUGCCUGCUGGCUGCAUCGCAAUCAGACGAGUCAACGAAGCAAACAAGCCACGCGAGGAAACUCAACGCGUCGAUUUGUUUUUCUGCCGGAGCACACCCAACGCUGACCCCAUCCAACCAGAUGCUCGCCGUAGAAAUAUUACAACACACCCAUCGCCGCCCCCAGGACGACGCUUACGCUUUCAAUUGAUCCGCUUUCAUCGAGGGUCCUUCGCUAUGCCCGACGAGGCCAAUUGAACGACCCGGACUAACCUUCGACGACUUCGACCCUCUCGACAAUUUCCUGGACCUGCAGUACCUGCUAGGUAUCGUCCAUAAUGGUUCGAGUCACCGACGAGCUGGCUCUGUCGCAAGACGAAGUCAGUCUUUACUACACCACCGAUACAACUCUUGGACACCUUCCAGUGCUGGUCUUCCAUGGUCCAUCUACGACUACAAACUCUACUCUCAACAGCUCCAGAAUCCAAGUCCACGUAUACUCCGCAGCAGGCUUUCAGAGCUAUCCGCGCAUCACCAUCUCCCCGAACUCCCCCUUCUACCAAUCCGUCAACCAUCUGCCGCGCGACAAGCAGGGAGACGAAACAUGUCGUGGUAUCGCAUUCGGCCUGCUGAAGUACUUCAAGGAGCUGCCGGAGGUGGUGAAGAGUGGUGUGAUUGUACAGUCUGCGAGCUCGAGAGGAAAGCGACCUGGAUCUGCGCCAACACUGUUUGCGGAGCAACAUGCGGCGGAUCUGGCAGCGUCCAUGGUUCGUGUGGAGAAUAUUGGGGAGGUUUUGCGAGACGUCGAAACUGCUCUGCGCCCACAGAAUAUCCAGCAUGUAGAUGUUGACCUGGUACUGCCUCCAGGCUCGAUCGCGCCAUUCGAAGAAGUGGACCCGGAGGAUCAGAUGGAAGAUGAGGAGCUGCUUGACCCAACUCUGAAGCAAUAUGGAGCUUAUGCGCCGUUGGUUAAGCUGUUCGGAGAGGUGGCAUUCCUUCCUACCUCGAAAUUGCGCCGAGCACCUUCGAGACCUACAUCACUUAAUCGAACGAGGUCUUUCCUGAAGGACCAGAAGAUGGCUUUACGAAGAGAGAUGGGAGAGCUGGUCGAUACUGAGGAGAGAUAUGUGAUCAAGAUGCACGAACUGGUCAAUCACAUCGCAGACGACUUUCGUGACAAGGCAAAGAAUAAGGCAUUUGGAAGUUUCAGUCCUACAGAACAAGAUUUACAGAAGCUGUUCCCUAAGUCCCUAGAUAGGAUACUCCAGAUCAAUUCUGCGUUUCUGGCGGAUAUUCGGAAGGUCAUGGAUGACACUGAGGAAGAUGCUAUGCAAGACCUGGAGGCUCCUGCGGCCGGCUCUACGGGAUCUCGAUAUGGCGGAACCGGACGACUGAAGGAUCCAACUGGAGCACUUGCUUUUGCCAAAGUACUGUUAGAAUGGUUCCCGCAGUUCUCGGACUGUUACCAAGAUUACAUUCGAGCCAGUCAAGACUUUCCACAAAUUAUCAGCAUGUUCGUGAAACAGCAAUCAAGUUUCUCGCAACGCGUACAGCAAACUGGAGAGCAGAGACUCCGUUCCGCUGUUAUUGAGCCUGUCCAGAGAUUGCCUCGGUACAGUCUCUUCAUUGACAAUAUAGUCAAUUACCUUCCAAUACUGCACCCAGCUUUACAGUCAAUGCUGAAGGCUAGGGAUAUCAUCACUUCGAUAUGCUCGCUUGAUCCACCCGCAACAGACAAGUCACAAGUAGUCAAUCGAUUAAAAAAUCUGAUCGAAUCAUGGCCAAGCUCACUGCAUCCUCAAGGUCGACUCAUCACCGCAGUUGACUUCGCGGAGCUUCCAGCGCCGUUUCUCACCUCCACCACAUCCUUCCGAGAAGGCAUGUUCCUGAUAUUUGCAGAUUGUGUGGUAGUCCUCAAGAAGGCAGUCCAAUGCAACUUAUCUGCUCGUGGACUCAUGGCUGAAGUUGACAAGCCAUCAGCUGCAAGUAUGAUGGCCUCGAUCACUGCCAAUGCUGGUGGACAAAAGAAGACAUUCGAGCUUGUGUUCUCGGGUUGGCAUGUUCUUGGUGAUACUCGCUUCACAAUGUCAGAUGAUGGCCGGCUUGUAUCCAUGGUUUCAGUGCACGAAUUGAAGGAUGCUGGAACUGGUCGGGAGCGCAACUCGUCUGCUGCUACUGUGCGCACAUUUAUCUUGCAAGGAGCUUAUGAUGGAAAAGCUUUGAAGUUUACUGAAGAGAUUACCAAGGCGAGAGUUGAGGGUCGGUUUUCAGAGAAGGAGAGAGAAACCGACAGGUGGUCUUUGCGGUCCAUCAAGCUUGGAGCUGCGGAAAUAAAUCUCCAUACUUCAGUUUUCGAAGAAGGAAUCGACACCCUAAUUGAAGGUCGGAAGGAACCAGCACCAAUUAGAGUUGUGGUUGAUCAUGCCAAGGGUACCAAGGGAGCCCCCGUUGGUCAUUACGGUGUUGACAUAGUUGCCAAUGUCAAUGCCCUCCCAGGCGGGCUGACGUAUAGACUUGAGGUUGAUGGUCUUCACGAUAGGGUAUUUGUUGAUGAAGUGGUAGCUGAGCACUUCUUACCCACAUUCGCAAAGCGAGUGAACGAAUUGCUUCGAUCACAAUUCCACAUCAGCAACCCCGCGUUGACAACCCCCUUUAUCUCCACUAAUUGCAAGAUCUUGAAGUCAAUCGCAAUCCUUGCUGAAGGUGAUAAGUCAAAAUCAUUCCGACCAAACUCUCCCGUCAAAUUACUCUCGUUUCUGUCCAGUGGGUUCAAUAGCUCAACAUCGUCUUUCCAUGCUGGACCAAGUCCACCUAAGCACCCUCGAACUCCAAUUCUCGGCAAUGUUCCAACAAUGCAAGCUCCACCGUUGACCAGAUCAAACAGCAACAAAUCUACACAUUCUAUCCAGGAUGUUGACCUCCGAAGCAGUGUUCGUGCGGACGAGAAGCCCAGAAAUCCUCUUGUUCGCUUAGAAGAGACUUUCACGGGUUAUAUUUCUGCACUCCUAGUACGGAAAGGUAACAUCGUGGGGAGAGUAUUGAGAAAUCGCAGCACUGCUGAUGAGCUUGCUAUCAACGCUGUAUACAACACUUUCAUUGAGAAUCCUUUCGACAAUAGACCAGCUUCAGAAGCUUCAGUCGACGUACUCUUCGUUGCCUUUGAGAAAUACUUGAGAAUGGCCUGGAAAGACCAGAUGGGUCAGGUCAUGUCAUCACAAACUUUGGAUGAGCUUCAGGAGAGAGCCUUGAAGUUGAUGCCAAAUGACUUCGCUGACUAUGUCCGAUUGGUCUUUGGUGAAAUGGCUCCUCAAAAUCGGAGAGCAUUCAUCGCUAUCAUCAAAUUACUGGCGGACUUGUUGGAUGGAUGUGGAAACGACGGUGACCGUGGUGCUCUAACCGCCGCAUUUGCCGAGCUUCUUGUCAUUGAUGGAAACCCUCACGACUACAUUAAUCUGCUUGACCGUAUGGUGGAAGACCAGGAGCGCCUCUUUGAGGAUAUUGGACCCGGAGCGAUUACUUUUGGGGGUGGCAAUAAUUCUGCCUUUGGUUCCAUUUCUGGUGCUCGAUCAAACCAUUCCGCCAAUGGUUCUGUUGCGUCGAAUGCAUCUUCUUUCCGAAGAAGAUUUGCUGACACACUACUUCGACAAGGCAGUACCAAGGAUAAUGAUCGACCAUCUGUAUGGCGAACCUUGAGCAAGUCAAGUCGGACCACUGCUACUGGUGACUUUCUCGCUACGUCCAGCUUGUCCAAGGGAUCAGUCAUGCGCUCAAAGUCUAUUGAGUCUCCAGGUAGACGUCCAGUUUCUCGAGACAGACCAACCAUAUUGGGUGCCUUCGAUGAGCGUCCGUCCAGCAGCGGGUCACCUUCUAGACUCAGCACUAUUGGAGCUUCGCCACCACCAGAAGAGAAGCAGGAGAUAACCAAGUCUUUGAAGAAGAAGCGACGAAGUUCCCUAUCUGAUCUAAAGAGUCUGAUGGCAGCUGCAACUCUUGGCAACUCGCCAAUGUCUAUGGAGCGAAGGGGUUCAAAGUUCAACUCAUCUCCAAGAACACCUUCGCCAACCAAGAUUCCAGUCGCCGGAGGUAUCAUGGACCGGAAUCGUGCAUCGAUGUAUAGAACCGGCUCACCAAAUCAAAAGGAAAACUCACCUCUUAUGUUGUCAAGAAACAUUGGCAACCUCACCGAACGACCACAGAACAUUCAGUCAAAUCCAGACGUAGUAGUAAUCAAGGACCUCUGGACAAUUAAUUCCAACAAAGGCCAUACCAAAACCCCGUCUCUCUCCUCCAACAUUCCCACCCUCAUCGGUCGCGCGCCCUCAGCCUCCCGCCCGCCAACCACACCUGGGAAGCCAUCUCCUCAAAAGCUGCGUCUCCAAUCACCUCAGAAACUCCGCGAGCGUCUGCAAAAUGAAGCCAAAGCCAUCAACGAAGCUGAAGCAUCACUCCAAUCCGAACUCUCCAAAAUCGGCGCCGAGAUGGCAAAACUCAACGCCGCCUCCUCUUCGUCCUCAUCCAGUAGCAGCGCACGCACAUCUGACCUCCAAAAACUCACCUCCUCUCUCCACACCCUCGAAUCCCGCAUCCCAACCAUAAUCGCCGACCUCACCUCCCGCAACGAAACCAUCAAGUCCGACCUCGAGAAGAGCCUCCAAGCCUCCGAAUACAAAGUCAAGGGCCUCGAUCAACUGUACAAGGAGAGCAGUGCGGAGAAUGAAUUACUCUAUGAGAAGUUUAAUGGGGAGUUGGGCAAGAUUGUUAAGGCGCUUAAGGGCAAAGGCGAGAAGGAGGAGUUGGUGGGGAAGUUGAAGGAGGCGAGUGAGGAGACGGCAAAGACGAAGAAGGAGAAUGCGCGGUUGAGGAGGGAGGUGCUAACGCUUAGGGCGUUGUUGAAGGGGAAUGAGUGAGAGAGUGAGAAUUACUUGAAUCAGCGUGAUACCUUUCUGUUGAGUUUAUUUCCAUGAUGGAUGGCUGGCGUUCUGAGCGUGUCUGUUUGGCUUUGAUUCCGAGAUAUAUCGAUCUCCUGGGCUGGAAUGGUAACGUCUGGUUAGCAUUGUAUUCUGGCGUCUUUGGAGAGGAUCAUCCUGUUUGUCUAUUGGUUGAUCCAUGUACAUCCAUGAACUUGACUGGAGCGAGGAUAUAAAGCAAGAACGGGUCCUGCGGAUUGCCUGCCGACGGUCAUUCUGUCUUGCGGGAGCUACGAGUUAGUGUACUUGUCUUGAUCAAUUAUAUGGACAAAUGAUGGAAUGGAAGGUUGAAUGGGAAGUCUCGCUCGAGGAGAGGAUUGUUGCUCGAUGUACAGUCCAUUGCACUGCACAACCCAAUCAAGAAGAGGCAAAACAGAUAAUGUAGAUCAUGAAAUCACGAACUUGAUAUAAAUAUACCGUUCUAUUUCUUCUCAAAUUUUCUCUGAGAAGUAAUUUUCUGUCCCGUGUGCGUUGUUAUUCCCAAGAAAUGCUUUCCCGGCGAGAGACAAAGAGAAUCGUGGCGAUCGGUCAGAACAGUCCAAAUCACGUUACCACGUCUUCACAGGUAAGGUAGGUACUUUAACAACUGAAAAUCCUAAGGCUAAAAGAUACUGUAGCUCUCCUAUGUUUAGUCAAC
Molecule: messenger RNA, 5863 nt
Organism: Cadophora gregata
Lineage: Eukaryota; Fungi; Ascomycota; Leotiomycetes; Helotiales; Ploettnerulaceae
Exons: 2
Coding region: 598-5166 (1522 amino acids)
Molecular function (GO): guanyl-nucleotide exchange factor activity
Source: RefSeq, a predicted model, not a curated record